Molecule: messenger RNA, 2174 nt
Organism: Fundulus heteroclitus (mummichog)
Lineage: Eukaryota; Metazoa; Chordata; Actinopteri; Cyprinodontiformes; Fundulidae
Gene: irf4a
Product: interferon regulatory factor 4a
Exons: 9
Coding region: 68-1453 (461 amino acids)
Biological process (GO): regulation of transcription by RNA polymerase II; immune system process
Cellular component (GO): nucleus
Molecular function (GO): DNA-binding transcription factor activity, RNA polymerase II-specific; RNA polymerase II cis-regulatory region sequence-specific DNA binding; protein binding
Source: RefSeq, a predicted model, not a curated record
AUAACGUUUAUAGGACCCAGAGAGCCGCAUUACAGAUUUCCGCGGUGGACCCUACGUCUCUAAAGAGAUGAACCUGGAUGAAGACAGUGGUCUGUCGGGCAGUUGCGGCAACGGCAAGCUGAGGCAGUGGCUGAUAGAGCAGAUUGACAGCAGGAGAUACCCUGGCCUGGUUUGGGAAAACGAGGAGAAAACCAUCUUUAGGAUCCCAUGGAAACACGCAGGAAAACAGGACUACAACAGGGAGGAGGAUGCGGCCCUCUUUAAGGCAUGGGCGAUGUUCAAGGGAAAGUAUAAGGAAGGAGUUGACAAACCAGAUCCCCCCACAUGGAAAACCAGACUACGCUGUGCCCUUAACAAGAGCAACGACUUCGACGAAAUAGUGGAAAGAAGCCAACUGGACAUCUCGGAGCCGUACAAAGUUUACAGAAUCAUCCCUGAGGGGACCAAAAAGGGUAUGAAAAUGAGCCGCAUGGAGGAGACGCCAUCGCACCCAAUUGGAUACAUUCCUCCAUAUACGUCACUGGGCAACCAGGUACCCAGCUUCGUGGUUUCUCCAGAAAGAAGGGACUGGAGAGAUUAUCACCCACCGCCAGAACAGCAUUCAAUUCAUAACGCCAAUCCCCACGGGCAACACGCAGACCUGCAGUACGGCCAGUGCCACUACCCGUCGCCCAUCAGCCGAGUUUGGCCCGGAUCGCACGCAGAAAACGGCUUUCAGCUCUCAUUCCACACAUACUUUUCAGAGUCUCAGCCGCCAAUGUAUACGAUGGACCACAACAAUGCCAUAUCAGAUUUCAGCCUGCAUGUGUCCCUUUACUACAGAGAAACACUGGUGAAAGAAGUCACUGUCACCAGUCCGGGAGGUUGUCGGAUCACCUCCACCUCCCCGUCCUCUCCGUCCUCUUCCUCCUCCUCUUCUCCAUGCCGGGAGGACAAGUAUCACAACGGAGCGGAAGUCGUUCUCUUUCCGUCCCCCUACCCCGAGUCUCAGAGGCAAGGAGCCGAGCUGCUCCCCAACAUCCUGGAGAAAGGCGUGCUACUGUGGAUGACGGCUGACGGGCUGUACGCCAAGCGCCUGUGUCAGGGACGGGUGUACUGGGAAGGGCCUCUGGCGCCGUAUGUGGAUAAACCCAACAAGCUGGAGAAGGAGCAGCCGUGCAAGCUGUUUGACACCCACCAGUUUCUUAUUGAUCUACAAGAUUUUGCCCAUAAUAGUCGUCACUUACCACGACACCAGGUGGUACUUUGCUUUGGAGACGAAUAUCCCGAUCCGCAGCGUCCCAGGAAGCUCAUCACCGCGCAGGUGGAGCCGGUGUUUGCCAAGAAGCUGAUUUACUAUUACCAACAGAACUCUGGGCACUACCUGCGAGCCUACGAUCACAUGCAGGAGCAAAACACCCCCCCAACAAUUGACUAUCCUUCCCAGAGACCCAUAGAGCACAUUCAGGAGUGAAAAGCAUGCCAAAGGAGCCAACACGCCACACGAGCAGAUAAGCAGGAAGGAUAUUAAUGUGAAUGUAAAGCUGUGAAUUUCUAUCAGGCCUUAAGACUGCAGCAGCUCCGUGUGCUGCAGAUGAUUGAUUUAGACACUGAGGGGUUGAGAUGGGGAAGACCCUGCAAACUUUUUACACACUUGCUGUAUCAAGGACCGGGGAGUAAGAUUCUUUUUUUUUCCUUUUUUUUUUUUCUUUUCAACAAAUAUUAUUGUGACAGCGUGAAGGAUGCGGUUUGAGGGUGGGGGUGAUGAGCGGAGCGGAGGGCAAACUGAGACAGGAAGUACUAGCACAGGUGCACAGGAAGAAUGGCCCCUAGUACAAACACUGAUAUGUCUGCGAGAUAAGCCCGUCUGAAUGAAUACUUAUUAUUCACAGGUAACAAGCGUUCUUACUUUCCGUGAACUGGUACCGAGGCCGGUGUCUGAUUCUCCACUGUUAAAGCAGCUCAUUUACUUUAUAAUCUACAACACUUGACAUGCAAGGUAAAGACAGUAGACAGAGGACACGCUCACAGAAAAAAAGACAACGUGCAACAGUAGGAUGUUGAAGCCCCCCAACUUUGUGUUUUUUUUAUUUUUUUAUAUACAUCUUGUUUAUUUUGGCCUGUUGUUGGAAUAUUCUGUCUCCUGUGAAAUAUUGUACAGUUCAACUUCUUCCAGCCUAGUAAUAAAUAUGUUU